Eriocheir sinensis (Chinese mitten crab) is the source of this 4468-nucleotide messenger RNA. RefSeq lists its product as uncharacterized. Lineage: Eukaryota; Metazoa; Arthropoda; Malacostraca; Decapoda; Varunidae. The record is from RefSeq and is a predicted model, not a curated record. The coding region runs from base 558 to 1520 and encodes 320 amino acids. The transcript has 5 exons. Gene Ontology annotation, biological process: protein peptidyl-prolyl isomerization; protein ubiquitination. Gene Ontology annotation, molecular function: peptidyl-prolyl cis-trans isomerase activity; ubiquitin protein ligase activity.
GUUUCCUUUUUAAAGAAAUUUUAGACUGUUUGCUCCUUUAACUAAUGCCCUUAGGCUAGUGAGACAAUACUUGACGGCGUCCCGUUGUGUGACAGUUGACGUACCGUGAAUAAAAGGCCCAGCAAGAGCAGUGCCUGCCGUGAAGGUGUACCCGCGGCGGCGGCGGCGGUGCUGUGUGGAUUACAGUGAAGGGUCGUCACUGGUGGCGUAGUGAAGGCGUAAUGGCUUGGAAGGCGCCAGGCAGGGCACGGCUGCUGCCUCUGGCUCUGUUCUCUGGGCACUUGGUGAAACUCGAGGAAAUGACUGAAAAUUUGUUAUCCACGGCACGGACACUCCCUGAUGAUGAAACAUUUAUAUAGGAUUACGACAGGACUGAGGGGCUGCUCAGCCCGGAUGGUUUCCACCAGUCCCCCUGCUGGUUGGCUGUCAGGGGUGACCUCAGCAGACUGGAAGGAUUACCUGGAACAUUUCUCAUCUCAACAAGAUUCAAGAAAUUUGAGAAGAGCACUGAGGAAGAGUUAAGAGUUUAGAGCUCUUGGUGCACAGUCUUACCUAGGAUGGAGUGUGAGGUUUGCCUGGAAUAUUACAACGAGGGUAAGCGUCUGCCAAGGAGCCUCAGCUGUGGGCACACCUUCUGUACCCAGUGCCUGACCCAGAUCAUAAAGCGUGGCCCCCUCAGGUGUCCCUACUGCCGCGCCCACCACAGGGGCAUUGUUCUGUGUCCUGCCGACCUCCCACUUCAUGAAGAACUGACAAGACAGUUGGCAGAAACAAGAGCAGACACUCAAACAGGCGACUCCACAGAGACACAACAGCUAAACGUACUUAAACUACGAGAAGAUGUUAGGAAGGCGAGCACAAAUGGACAACCCUUGUGGACCCUGCUGGCAACACAGGGUGGACAGACGCGCCACUCCCAUGUCAGCCUCCUCAACAACCGCCUGCACCUCCAUGUACUGGUGGAUGGACAGCCUCCCUCAGGGCCUCAGACAGUCCCAUACAACCAAAUACAGGACUUGCAGGACGAGGAUUUCAGCACAGUGUUCUUUGACGUGACUCUGCAAGGCAGUUAUCGAGGCCGUGUGUACAUGGUGCUGCUGGACAACGAAGGAAGAACACGCCAGUUCAAGGCACUGUGCACGGGGAGCCUUGGACCGUCUUACCUCAGGACUCGCUUCCUGGAGGUCUCACGUAAGGGCACCUCGGGGGAGCAGGUCUGGGGUGGUGACUAUGAACAAAAUGAUGGCACUGGAGGAUCAGCUCUCCCUGGGAUGGAUCGAGGCGCAAGGAACAACCAGGAUGUGGUGGCAGGCUUAGUUGCUGGGUUCUAUUUCCAUGGCUAUGGUCAAGACCGCAACCCUUCUCAUUUUGGAAUAUACACAAGGGACAUGCCAGGGUAUGUUGAAAUGUCCGCCAUGGGCAGAGUGAUUGAGGGAAUGGAUGUUCUCACCAGUAUUGUUAGCCUUGAGGACACCCGAAGCGCCUUCAUCUCUGAUUGUGGCCUCCUCUUAAGUCACUAAGAAUUUAGUGUUGUUGUUUGUAUCUUAGAUUUCCAGAAAAACUGAUUCUAAUCAUGUGUUGUGUGCUAAGCAUUGGUUUCAUGUACUAUAUACUUUAGUUUUCUCCCCUGGAUGCCCUUCCUGCUGGCAACCUCUCGGCCAGCUAAAUGGGCUUGAGAGCACCCCAAGAGUCACAAUUCAAUAGUCAUUCCACAUGGUGCAUGAGAGUUAAUAUUGUCAACUUUGAUGUUCCUGCACUUGUUGGCAACAUGGUAGCAUCAAAGUUUUGAUGAAUACUCUAAUAAACAAUUUUGAAAAUAUCUAAUAGGUGAGCUAAGAAACACCUUUACAAGUAAAUGGUUAAACUGACCAAUUACUAGUCAUCGUGUAAGGGAAAAGAAAAUAAAGAAUGUGGACUAGAGAUAAAAGAUAUGGGAAGAAAGCAUCUGUAGCCACCAGUACUGUGUAACGUUUGUCCAGCAGAAAUAAAUGUUUUGUUUUCCCCUUACUGUCAGGAGCUGGGUUAUUUUAUUGUAGAGUGCUCAUGCCUGCAGAGUUUGUGAAGUUUGCGAUUGGCUGUUUUGCCUCUCCGUACAUAAAGAGUAUUUGCUUCUGCUGGGUCCUAGUCUUAUAGGUAUUGCUGGUACUGAAUAUGUUAACUCUGGUUUAUUCAACUGCUGUGUCAGGAUCCCCUCGUGUCAAAUAACAGCUGUUGACUGUUUUCUCCCUUUUAAUUUCUUUAUACUUGGCAGUUGGCAAUCCUUUUAGUCUCACUUUUCAGGCAGCAAGCCUCAUACAGUUAAAUAAUCCAUCUCCCUGAGGUCACAUCCCCAUCACAAGAGCAGGCUGUGGCAGACUACAUUCCCACAUACACAGUGUAAUCAGGCCACCUCUCUCAUCUCUCAGUGUUAACAGCUGCAUUUCUUUUAAAUUUUCUUCAUGUUUGGUCCUCCAUUUCUGGUAUACCAACUUGGAGGCUGUUCUUUGUCUUCUCUCCAGUUUCUUCUUCAUAACAUUAUCCAGGUAAUGAAAUGCCAUUUUUAUAUUCCUUUAACAUACUGUAUGCAUAUCUCCAAAUGUAUUGUUUAUAUUUUUUUUUGGUGACAAAUCAUCCUGAAUUACCAUCACCAGGCCCUUUCCCUCUUUUUCUCUUGCUAUUACAUCCCCCAUUUUGUUGGUGUCUGUAGGUCUUAUUUCACUUUUCCUCAUUUCCAGAACGUGGCACAACUUUACAUUGAAUUACAUUUCCAAGUUACAGUUCAUUCAUAUAUUUUGUCGAUGUCUGUCUGCAACUCCUCACAAUCCUUCUGGGUUCUUACUUUUCUCAUUAAUUUUGCAUCAUCUCCCAACAGGCUCAUGUAACAGUUCACUCCUUCUGGCAAGAUUAAUAUAGAUUAUAUAUAAACAUAAACAGUGCCACCCCUGAACCCUGAGGCACUCCACUAGUCACUCCUCCAAUUUGAUCUUUUGUCUCUCAUCACAGUGCUCAUUUCUCUUCCUUCCAAAUAGUCUUCCAUCCAGCUUUUUACUUUCCCUUUCAAACCUCUUAGUGUCUUCCAUUGUCCAUGUGUGGAACUUAAUCAUAAGCCUUUAUUUAGAUCCAGAUAUAUGCAAGCUGCCCAUCCAUCCCUUUCCUGUGUUUUAUCUAGUACUCAAGUAGAAACUGUAACACAUGAUCAUCCUCUUCUAAAGCCAAACUGCUUAUUUGUUUAUUCUCUUUUCAAAUAUUUAAUCCAUUGUUUCUUGAUUACUCUCAUAUUUCACAUAUGAUGCUUGACAAAGAUACUGGAGUUUAAUCUAAUGACUCUUCUUUGCUUCCACUUUUGCAAAUUGAAAUUAUAUCUGCUCUCUUCCAUUCUUCCAGGAUUUUCCCCGUUUUUGUUUUGAUCAUCUGUUGGCUACACUCUUUUAGGAUGUGCCCUGAAAACCCAUUGAGGCUGGUUGCCUUUCUUUCCUCUAAGGUCCUCAUCAUCUCAUCUCUCCUCAAUUCACUUUCAUUUCACCCAUCCCUAUUGUUUCUUCCUCUUUCUAGAUUUAUAAAAAUUGAUUCUCCUAUAACACUGGAAAUUUUCACUCGGAAUCUCACUCAUUUCUCUCGCCUCUUCAUAUAUUAUAAAUUUUCACUCGGAAUCUCACUCAUUUCUCUCGCCUCUUCAUAUAUUGGAAAUUUUCACUCAGAAUCUCACUUAUUUCUCUCGCCUCUUCAUAUAUUAGAAAUUUUCACUCAGAAUCUCACUCAUUUCUCUCGCCUCUUCAUAUAUUGCAUUAUUCACUUUCAAACGGGUUACACUCUCUUUAUUUCUUAUUUUUUUGUUUUAAUAUUUACAGAAUAGUUCAAGAGUCCAUCUUACACCUGUUGACAAUAUCUUUUUCAUGUUCCUUUUCUUCUUAUCUUCACGUAAUGAUUUUUUGCCAGUUUAUAUUUUUCUUUGUUUCUCUGUCAUGUGCUUCCUCAUUCUCUUCCAUGCUUUAUCCCUUAUCUCCUUUGCCCUUUCACACUUCCCAUUAUAGCCUUCCCCAUGUGUGUGUUUCCUGGCAGUGAAUGGGUAUUGGGUGUGAGUCGGGGGUUGUGUCUCGCCCCCCAGGUGUGAUGUGAGGACCCAGCCGUGCCCUCACUGUGCAGCUCUAAGCUCUUCAGGGAGGGUGCUGGUGAAUUAUACCAUGGUGAAUGACACUCAUAACACCCUCUAAAUGACUUGUGACUUUAAUUUUACAAAUGAAAGCCUUACAUCCAUUUAAACUAAACAGUUGAAAGUCAGUUGCUAAUGGUCCAACUGAAUUUUGGUAAUGUGAAAAGCCUAUCAUUAGGUUUAUAAUGUCAAAUACUCAGUAAAUUCUUGGAAGUCACAAUUAUAUAAUAUAAGAUGUUUGAGUAGGAUUUAACAAAUGUAUCAAAACAAAUUAUAUUUAUUUUAUCACAAGUACUUAAUAUAUAAUUAUUAAAUGUUUGCAAAUAAAUGUUUUACUAA